AUGCGUUCCGUCAACUCUGUCGCUCUUUUCGCCGCCGCCGUUAGCGCGGGCGAGGUCCUCUGGGAUGGCCGCUUCACGGCCGACACUGCUAGCGAGCUGUCGUCGUGGUCGUGGUCGAACCAGAAGGGCGCCUACCAGUACUACAUCCACGGCUCCGGCGAGCAGACCGACUACGUCAACAUCGGCGCCGACUUCAAGAACCCCGCCGACUCGGCCUCCGCGCAGGGCGCCAAGAUCUCCAUCGACGAGACCUCGCAGUGGAACAGCGGCGGCAUGCUCCGCACCGAGCUGAUCCCCCAGACCUCCGCCGCCAUCAACGAGGGCACCGUCUACUACCACUUCUCCAUGAUGCGCAAGGAGGAGAACGCCCCCAACGCCAAGCAUGAGCACCAGGUCAACUUCUUCGAGUCCCACUUCACCGAGAUGAAGUACGGCCUGAUCAGCGGCGCUUCCGGCACCGAGAACACCGCUCUGCAGUGGUACGCCAACAGCCAGUCGCAGUGGAACGUGACCUUCGAGCCGGGCGUCUGGCACAACGUCGCCUACGAGAUCGACUUCUCCGGCGGCAGCGUCACCUUCUGGCACAGCACCGGCUCCGACGCUCUCACCAAGACCGCCGGCCCCGUCUCCGUCUCGGCCAGCUCCAACGGCGCCGACUGGCACCUGGGUGUCCUGCGCCUCGAGGGCAACACCGACGCCACGGCCGAGGACUGGUACUUCAGCGGCGUCUACAUCGAGAGCGGCGACCUGACCACCGAGAUCGGCUCCGGCUCUUCCUCCUCCUCCUCCGGCUCGUCCUCGGCCAGCGCCUCGCCUGCCGCUGCCGCUGCUGUUUCUUCCUCCGCCUCGAGCGCCGCCGCGCCUGCUUCUUCCACCGUCGCCGCUCAGGAGACCACCUCCUCCGCCGCGGCCGUCGCCUCGACCACCUCUUCUGCCGCCGUGGCCACCCCCACCACCCUCCAGACUCUUGUCAGCUCUGCCGCUGCCUCUUCUUCCGCCGCCGCCCAGCCUACCGGCCAGACCGGCAGCGUCCCCGCCACUAGCAGCAACGGCGGUGAUGACAGCAGCGACAGCUCUUCGUCCACCACCACCAGCGGUAACGGCCUCAGCGCCGACGAGCAGGAGGAGGUCAACCAGGGCAUCUACUCCUGGUACCAGUCGCUCAAGGCCUGGUGGUCCGCCAACCAGUAA
Messenger RNA from Lasiodiplodia theobromae, 1191 nucleotides. Its product is annotated as Carbohydrate-binding module family 1 protein. The coding region runs from base 1 to 1191 and encodes 396 amino acids. The record is from RefSeq and is a predicted model, not a curated record. NCBI's taxonomy places the organism in Eukaryota, Fungi, Ascomycota, Dothideomycetes, Botryosphaeriales, Botryosphaeriaceae. The transcript has 2 exons.